UUCCUGAGCUCAGUUCGAUUCGGGGACGAACUCCGUCCGGAUCACAACUUGUUGUACCGCGCGAGACUGGGCGCAUCUAACACUUCGAAAAUAGGACAGACUACACAGGCUAACGUGACGUACGCGUGAGUGACUGAGAGGGAUGUGAAGAGGAAGGCAGGACGCCGGCGUCGACAGACUUCUCAGUCUACUGCUUGGACUAUAGGUACUUGAACUGCACCUCUCUGUCUGGCUCAGUACUGUACCAAUUUGGCGAUAUGCAGUUCAUGACAGAAAGCGACAGAAAUGUCAACAAGGGGAAGCUGCAGUUGUGACAGUUUUUUAUCGUCAGUCAUGUUCACUGGCAGCGCCUCCUACAAGUCUUCUUUCGUCGCUUUUUACUGUUUCCUUCUGUUUAAUUCAUUCGUUGACGCUUUGUAGAUAAGGAAAAGAACGUUCAGACGCCAUCGUGAACUUCAGUGCUUUGAAAUUUCCUCAUAACUUCAAGUCCACGUAAAGAACAUAUAAUUUAUGACAGAAAGGAACAGCGUGCGACAACUUGGUUGAUUUAGGUUUUCCUUUCUAAAAAGCUGAAACGAAUCACAGAAACUUUCUUUUUUUAAUUUCUCUUUUCAUUUAUCGUAAGCGUCUACACGGACUGACACGUCAGCCGACAGAGACCAGUGAAGCUGAAAUCAAUUUUCUACUUUACUUGACGAAUUUUAUGACGUUCCUCACUUUAUAAGCUUCUAAGCCGAUUCGUCACAUCUCGUAAUUCGAAAGAAGAGCGUGUGCAUAUGAAUACACUCCGUUCGUGGCUUAGGAAAUUUCUAGAAGUUUGCAGUGUACUUGUAAACCUCAGAUCUAAAGACUUCCUUCCCCUGUCUUUAUUCAAUGAAGUUGAAAUUUGCACUACGGAAACGUGUUUGUCUUUUGUGCCAGGUUAAGUUUAUUUAAAGCGAAGACUUUCACACAGAAACGAUAUUCAAGUCUUCUAUGAAAUAAGUUCUGAGAAGUAACUUGUGCUAUGUAAAAUAAAUUAUAUCGAAGGAAGGUAAGACACUCCCAGGUACAAACUUCAUCCAAACUAACAUUUCUUUACGAAAGUUUGACAUUCAUAUAAGAGAAAUUUUGGAGAAUUUAAUCCAUAUCAGACACACAUAAACUUCUACUAGUCAAUCAGAUUCUAUGUCAGGUGUAAGAAAGCAAUAAAACUUUCUGUAAAAUGAAAAAAAAAAAAAUCAGUAAUUUAGACUCACAGCACUCGUUAUUAUAAUACAAAGAAAUUAAAUUGAUGGAAAUUAUUUAAUUGAGCAUAUGAAACCGAGUUCUAAUUUUCAACCCCUAUAAACCGAAGCAUACAUGAAAUUCAUGCUUUUUCAUGCCGUGAAAUGUACACAGAAUCCUGUUGACCGUGUCAAGUGUUUAAUAUUUAUGGACAUGAAUCAAGCAUUUCUCUAAUCCGCGAUCUGUACUUCGAAUUUAAACAAAUAAAUGUAUUCUAAUGCAGCGAUGAGUGUGCAAACGUCAAAUGCAAUUUAUUUAGGAUAACAAUUUUGUAGAAAAACGUAAAUAAAUAUAUAAAUAGGAAGUGGAAGAAUCAAGAAACUAUAAGUUCUCACGCCAUUUUGCGACCGCGCCAUAAAUCUCGAGAUGAAGAGGAAGAAGGCAGCCAGUCAACCUUACAGCAACGAAACGCUCUGAGUGAGGCUCCACGCCGCCACUCCAUGGCACUUCGUGACGUCACCAGAUUGUGGUACUGUCUCCUUGUGCUUGUGGCCGGCCUACUUAUUCUGGUGACUGCGGAAGUCUUCAUGAUGAAGGAGCAAAGGAGUGCCGUAAACAGAGCGUCCGGUUCCCGCGCGGUGCUGUUUCUGCGAGAGCUGUGCCUUCAGCCCCAAGUGAACGUCACAAGAUUGGAGGGGCUCGCUGCCCAAUACAUCGCUUCGGUGGAUGACAGUGACCCCGUACAACUGGAUAUACUCUCGAAGUCAGUCGUGUGUACAGACAUGCUCGGCGGGCUGACCGCAUUGCUGGAAGCGCUUACUGAUCGCAGCACAACGGCCCUGAUUGGCUCGGUGGAUCCCGUGCUGUGCGAGACGGUGGCGAAACUGGCAACCCACAGGACCAAGUCCUUCAUUACCUGGAGCUGUCCGCAGAGUCCUCUGUCGGAUCGGCAUAAAUACUCCACGUUCUUCAGACUCGUGCCAUCUUUGUCUGCUACUGCGGACGCCCUUGUCACAAUUGUCAGCCACUUCCGGUGGAAAUACAUUGCCAUUAUCACGGCAGACACAGGCUGGUGGCUGCAGUUGGCUCACACUCUCGACUUGUCUUUGCGGAGAGAAGGCUUUGUGGUUCGCCAUCACGUCGUGCUGCCAGACAACCCUUUGUCUGCUGACACAUUAACUGCGAAGCUAGAACCUCUGCAAACUGCACCCUGUAGGGUAAUCAUUCUUUGUCUUCCACUGCUGGGCUCAACGCUAACAAACAAUCUUCUGUCCGCCAUCAAUUCGCUCAGGUUGGCUCAACUGCCGAACACCACGCUGAUCGCCGUUCACUUGACAUCUGUCACUCCCUUCCUUCCUGUCCCUCGAUCAAGCUCUGAGCACCCCUCCAUCCCAGAGUCGACUACGGCGGUGCCUGUAACCCACACCGAAAAUCUUGAAAGCGCCAUGUAUAUUCAAAAUCCUCGAUCUCACACUAGACAUUCUCCUAAACAUACUUCCACGCAAACACCGAAAGUGUCUCAAAUGCCUUCUGAAACUCUAACUUCGUCAGAACUCCUCUUAACCUCAGAAUACACAGACUUAAGUCCCAGAACCCAUACCACCUCCAAAGCGACCCAAACACCGAAACUUUCAAGUUCGAUACUUGGCAGUCAUUCCACGAACAUCUUGGGACCGUCCAGGGAUGCAAGCAGUAGGUGGAGGAGGUAUUCGCCACCAGAAGAUGUGAGUCAGGCGACCAAGAGGGCCAUGCUAGUGUUGACUGUGACUGAGAGUGGUGCUAGUGUGGAAGAAAUGUUCAACCAGAGCCCUGCUUCGUCCGACUUUAACCGGCACACAGAGCAGGAAUGGGAAUUAUGGCAACAUGUGAAGGAAGGCUUGAAGAUAAUGCAGAGUGCAAGGAAGAGUCAGCAUCAACAGAAUUCUGCUGCAGAGCACAACAGCUGCCGUGAGGACAGAUGUACUUAUCGAUUUGUACUCCUUGACUGGUUCGAAGAGUUAAUAAACACAUCAGCAAACAGCGUGCUGGUGGCGAGGUGGCGACCACUGCUCCAAGUUGAAGCAAGAAGCCAACAAGAAGCCAACAAGACGAGAAACGGAUCUUCGUUUUCCUUGGUGCCUCUGGUUCCUUUACUGAAAGAUUGGGCCAGAAUAAAAAAAGAGGGCGUCUCAUGUGAAUUUGGGGACUAUGACAGUUGUGCGGAUUCUGAACCGACAGGAGGUUCCGAGCUCAUACUGAAAGGAGCACACAUAGCUGCAAUUGCCAUUUGUUCAGCUCUCUGCGCUGCCGUCCUCGUCGUCGCUGGAGCCGUUGCUAGGAAGCAGCUCCUAAAGAAGAGGAUGUCUAAAGGACCGAACAAAAUUCUUCUCACGCCCUCAGACUUUGUGUUUCCCCACGUCCCCGAUUCUCUCAGGGUGGACGAAGGCAUAGAAGCAAUGCUGUGCUGCUGGCUCCAACAGCUGCAGGAAUUUGGGGGCCCAGAAGUCGAUAAGCCUGAUCUAUUGAAGGGUUCUGUAGGUUCAUUAAAGUCUCAUCCUCAGCCUAAGAGUGCGGGCAGUACAACUAGCCUGGCUAGGAACUUCUUAAUGGACCCUAAGGCAAGAUACAAUGGAGAUUUGGUACAGCUGAAGGAGAUUCCACUUCAGGGAACGUUCGAGCUGAAGAACAAGGCCAUGGAUGUGCUCGUUACAAUGCACGGCUUGCGGCACGAGAACCUGAACGUCAUGAUUGGAUGUCUGACGGAUCCCAACCGACCAGCCCUGGUACUAGAGUGGUGUAGCCGAGGCUCGCUCGAGGACGUUCUGGUGCAGGACGAGAUCAAGCUGGACUGGUCAUUCCGACUAUCGUUGCUUACAGACCUAGUGAGAGGAAUGAGAUAUUUGCACUCAAGUCCUAUCCGCGUUCAUGGUUACCUCACUUCCCGUAACUGCGUCAUUGACGCACGCUGGGUUCUCAAGAUCACAGACUACGGCUUGCCUGCGUUCUACGAGGCGCAGAAUAUCACACCGCCUUCUAAAACUGCAAGAGAUUUGCUGUGGACUGCUCCAGAAUUGCUCCGGAACCCUUCGCUGCGCAAGACGGGCACCCAACCCGCUGAUGUCUACAGCUUCGGUAUCAUUAUGCAGGAAGUUGUUGUCAGAGGGGAGCCCUUCUGUAUGCUCUCCCUCAGUCCCGAAGAUAUCAUUGAGAAGGUGAAACGCCCGCCACCGCUUAUACGCCCUUCAGUGAGUAAAGGUGCUGCGCCUCCUGAGGCCAUCAAUAUCAUGCGACAAUGUUGGGCAGAGCAGGCAGACAUGAGACCCGACUUCGGCUCCGUUCAUGAUCUCUUCAAGAAACUCAACCACGGCAGAAAAGUAAACUUCGUCGAUACAAUGUUUCAAAUGUUGGAGAAGUAUUCAAACAAUCUGGAGGAGCUCAUUAGGGAACGCACGGAGCAGCUGGACAUGGAGAAGAAGAAGACUGAACAACUGCUGAACAGAAUGCUUCCAAGCUCAGUUGCGGACAAACUGAAGUUAGGGAUGCCUGUGGAUCCUGAAGAUUUUCGAGAAGUUACGAUAUAUUUCUCUGAUAUCGUUGGCUUCACGACAAUCUCCGCAUAUUCUACACCGUUUGAAGUCGUUGAUUUGCUUAAUGAUUUGUAUACUUGCUUCGAUGCGACAAUCAAUGCUUAUAAUGUGUACAAGGUGGAGACCAUAGGUGAUGCCUACAUGGUAGUGGGAGGACUACCAGUUCGGAUCUCGGAUCAUGCCGAUCAGAUAGCAACUAUGGCGCUGGACCUGCUGUACCAAAGUGGCCGUUUUAAGAUCAGGCACCUCCCAUACACGCCCCUGCGACUUCGAAUUGGACUGCACACAGGCCCAUGCUGUGCAGGGGUCGUGGGACUCACGAUGCCGCGAUACUGCCUGUUCGGGGACACCGUCAACACCGCGUCCAGAAUGGAAUCGACAGGAUCUGCAUGGCGGAUUCAUCUGUCACAAGCGACGAAGGAGCAGCUGGAUCAGGUGGGGGGCUUCCAGCUGGAGUACCGCGGUGAGAUUGACGUCAAGGGUAAAGGUAAAAUGCAUACGUACUGGCUGCUGGGUAAAGCCGGUUUCGACAAGCAACUUCCCACCCCGCCACCCAUAGAGGAAAGCCAUGGGUUGGAUGAGCGACUAAUACAGUUAAGCCGCGCCGGUGUUUCUGGAGUCGCUGCGGAACAUCGAGGGCGCAGCAUCAUCCCAUCUCGUUCUGAAGACGGCAGUUCUGGAGAUGUAAGCGCUUCUGAUGGCCUCACUCCACCAGCGGCAAAGGCGAAACUCAGCACGGAUCAGCAGCCGUUGGCAGCAGCUCCACGAAGCUCUGAACAACCGCCGGAUUCGAAUUCAAACAAAAAUUUUGCCUCUGAUCUCAAGGGUGUAAAAGUGAAUGCAGCGGUUCAUAACGAAAAGUUAAAUUUGAGAGACGACUCUAAACCAAAUGAAAACACAAAAUCGGAAAAAAGUGAAUUAUCGCAAGUGAAAUCAGGUUCUAGGCAAGACCACGAAUCGUUGAAGAACACUGACGCUAAUAAAAUUUCGGAUUUCAAUAAUCAAAUGUCGGGUGGAACAGGUACUGUGAGAAGUUCGUCUAGCGAUCACCAGAUGGCUUGUGGCUCUGGCGUAUCUGCUUCAGAAGUAACAGCUGCACUUCUCGGGGUUUCAGCAUCAACACAGUCAAUAAACAAUAACAGCAUCACUUUCCGUACGAGCAACAGACAUCGCAAAGUUGUAACUUCUCAGGAGGAAGACCUGAGUUCUCCGUACAACCACUAUCGCUGCUUGUCGCCAAGCGAUCACCAGAACUCCCACAACCACUUCAUUAAGCCCCUCCACGGAAUUGGAGCCUCCGGUCUCGGAUCUAACCGCUUUCUGAAGAGACAGUUCAGUUUGGAUCGCGGUGACGAACCAUCUGCGCAUAUCCUAUCAGGCGCGUCCUCAAUGACCACGAUGACACUGGACAGCGGUACUUCGUCCGCCGGAACGCCCAGAGCAUCAUCUACUGGCAGACUCUUUAAGCAGAACUCUGCUGGAGCCGCACACGACUUGGAAAGGAUUGAGGAGAUCCCUCUGAUGAACACCGCGGGAAUGGCUUCCCCAAGGCCAGGAAACGCGAGAGGCACAGCGAAUGCAAACUAUUUCAGACAGCGAUGUGAACUGCCACCGUUUUCAUCACCUUCAAUAUCUGUGUCCGUGGAAUCCCUGAACUAAAAUAAUCUUACAUAACUCGUUAUAUUCAUGGCAGUAGUUUAUAUACAGUUUGAUGAACUGAUGGCCGGCGAACCAUAUAGAAAACACUAUGAUACUGUCGUUCUUUGAUACUUAAACUUUUCCAUAAUAACAUAGGAGUUAAGCGGAUUACUAUAUUAUCUGUAAGUAUAGAAGCAUUGAAAAUGUGGAGUACUUGUCUCAUAGACAGUCCUCGAAACACGCGUGAAGUACAAAACAAUAUCUUACUUUCAGAACAUACUCAUUGCUUUCAGCUAUGUUUAUGUCCUCAGUAUCUCUUUAGGUAUUAUCACUGUUGCAAGCACUCUGAAACAUCAUUCUCUUUUUACCCUUUCGCCCGGUUUGGACUGCAUAACUGAAUUAGUGGAACGUCACUCCACAUGCUUUAGAGAAAUUAAGAAGUCCUGUUUAGUUCCUUUCAUAAGGGUGCCCCGUGGUAUAUUGGUUAGCGCUUUUGGCUCCUCGCGGGAUUGGAAUGUUGUAAAUACUUACGUAGAAUGGUCUCUACUUAAAGGAAAAUAUAUCACAAUCAACAGACUCAUAGUAUGAAUUCCAGCUUAUUCUUAAGUCAAUAUAAUUUAUCUCUGGAAAAAAUUAUUUCCCUGCAAAAUUAUUUUCUACCAUUAAUCGAAACUGGACUAAUAAGAAAUUACGAUGGGCAGCUUUUCAUCGUGGGGUGAAAAGUCGCCCUAAAUCUAAAAGGCGAACGUGGAAUAGGCCGUUGUAUUCAUAUCACCGCUCCUGGAAAUUUCAUUUCUGCGACAAUAUUUGUCAUCUCACUAUUAAAUGACCCUCGGCAUAUUUAAUAGUUGUCUAUCCAUGGUUUACUGGCACUCUUUUAUCUAUAAAUAGUUUAUACCGUCACACACACUCACACACACUCACACUAUGUAGUUUCACAUAUUCUCAUUUACCGCAACACUCCCAACCUCAAUAUUAUCUUAAGGCUGACUAAAACGUUUCAUUUUUACACUGUUUACUGGCUGAUAUAUAUUAAGUACGACAGAUGUUACAAAUCAAGAAUGAUCCCUGUGUGAUUUAUAUCAAUUGCUGUCUUAUAUAAAUACCAUUUUAAGUAGAAGAGUUCUGCUAUAUAUAAAAAAGUAAAGCUAUCCCUGUAACAGGCCGUGAAGGCCCAUAGGGUUGUGAGACG
Cryptotermes secundus is the source of this 7602-nucleotide messenger RNA. Its product is annotated as retinal guanylyl cyclase 2. Gene Ontology annotation, biological process: cGMP biosynthetic process; protein phosphorylation; intracellular signal transduction. The transcript has 22 exons. The record is from RefSeq and is a predicted model, not a curated record. Gene Ontology annotation, molecular function: ATP binding; protein kinase activity; guanylate cyclase activity. The coding region runs from base 1707 to 6431 and encodes 1574 amino acids. NCBI's taxonomy places the organism in Eukaryota, Metazoa, Arthropoda, Insecta, Blattodea, Kalotermitidae.